Molecule: messenger RNA, 6414 nt
Organism: Helicoverpa zea (corn earworm)
Lineage: Eukaryota; Metazoa; Arthropoda; Insecta; Lepidoptera; Noctuidae
Gene: REPTOR
Exons: 6
Coding region: 476-2059 (527 amino acids)
Biological process (GO): response to unfolded protein; regulation of transcription by RNA polymerase II
Cellular component (GO): nucleus
Molecular function (GO): DNA-binding transcription factor activity, RNA polymerase II-specific; RNA polymerase II transcription regulatory region sequence-specific DNA binding
Source: RefSeq, a predicted model, not a curated record
UCUUUGUUUACUUCGUAUAGCUCAGCAGUGUUUUUGUUAUUGUGGCUAUUCUAUCAAUUGAAUUUAGUGAAAUCAUCUUGAAUUUCAUUACUGAUACAGUGUGAAACUCAAAUAACAAGUGUUAUUGGAACAAUUCACGGUGAAGCUUCUUAUUUGAUCGAGACUAUUGUUUGUCUAAUUUCGAUAUCGAAAGUCAUUGUGAAUAUCAAGUGUUGCUUACAAAUUUUGUUUAGAGGGUUGUGUUUUGUUACAGUUAUGUAACUGAAGGAUGAGAUAUUUAAAAGUAUAUAAGAUUAAAAGAUACGAUAAGUUAAUUACGAAUUUCUUAUUAGAUUUUGUUAGAGAAUAGGACUGGGGAAAUAAUCACAACACGUGGGUUUCGCUGAGAAUAAAUCGAUAGAGACGUAAGACGCGUGCGCCAAUCUCUAUCAACAAGACUAUUAUACGUCAAGGUCACUGGUCACAAACACGUGCGAUGUCGGAUUCUAUUUACACACAUGAUUUUCUUCUCGAGCCAGGUGUAGAGAUUAAACAGGAGUCGCCGAUAGAGAUGGGCACGAUGUCAGCUUCUGUGCCCAUACCGCAGCGCCGUUUUGAUAUAGGGGACUUCAACACUGAGCUCGAUUUGUGUCUACAAGACAAUCUGGUUGGCUCCUACAAUAUGUCCAAUUUAUCAUACAACAAGCUGGUGUUUGAAACUGACAGCACAUCUAAAGUGGAUAGUUUUAAAAUGGAUGAUGAGGAUAUUUUUCAAGUUGAUAAAGCUGAUCUUAUAGGCGGACCUACACUGGCUGAGUUAAAUGCAAAUCCAGAUACAUUAUUGGAGGAUUUGAAUUUUGAUGAUCUUUUACUACCUGAAGAGAGUGGUUAUUGCAUACAGAUUGGUGGAGCAAUGAGUGGUUCACGCCGUGGCCCGAUCACAAUUCAGCCGAAUAACAUAAUGCCUUCAGAGAGCCCUUGCAGUCCUUAUAGUCGUGCCCAGCUAGCAUUUUCACCUGCAAGUCAACAUAGCUCAGCUUCAUCAAGUUUUGCUCAGCCUAUGAACCAGUUGCCAGAAUUGCUGCUGAGGAUGGAUGGGUACAGCGGUGAGAUAGCUCUAGGGCAGUCAGUCCCAGCGUCCACUGUGCUGCCCCCUUACCCAACAAGUGUAAAACCUCAGCAAACUCAACUCUCUUCAUCUGCACCUACACACCUCACCAUGGAACAGAUCUGGCAGCGUAGAGAGCCCCGUAAACAUCUGCUGUCUACAAGCUCAUUGGCUGAAGCAGGGUCUGCAUCAUCCCUUUCUGGAGGGCUUCUCAGUCCUGGCACCGUUGACUUCUCACAAGAUGAAGAGGACCGUGACGUUGAGACAGAUGAAGAUAGUGACAGAUAUGAAGAUUUAUCUUCUGAUGAGUCAAAUGAUGAAACAGAAGGCAAACAGUCUCGUCACAGUUCAAAGAAAGAGAGAUUUUUCUGGCAAUACAAUGUUCAAGCUAAAGGUCCGAAGGGUCAGAGACUUAUACUGAAGAAUAAAUCUGAGGACCCACAUGUUCUAAAUUCAGUAACUGAUCCGGUAUUCAGCCCCAGUUGCAGUGUUAGGGGUAUUAAACAUAGCGGAAAAGCCAGGAAAGGAGAUGGAAAUGAUCUUACUCCAAAUCCAAGAAAAUUGUAUUUAAUUGGUAAAGAACUAGAUAACUUGGGCAAAGUAAUAAAUGACAUGAUACCUGUCAGUGAGCUGCCAUUCAAUGUUAGACCAAAAACAAGGAAAGAGAAAAAUAAAUUGGCAUCGCGGGCAUGCAGACUGAAGAAAAAGGCACAACAUGAGGCAAAUAAAUUAAAGCUACAUGGCUUGGAGCAGGAACACAGGCGUCUUAUGAAUGGCAUAGCACAAAUGAAACAAGUUGUGAGCAGCCGAGUGACUAACUCUCAGAAUAACGUUGACUGGAACUCACAUGUAACGAGCAUAGUUAAUACAGCCACAGAGAUAAAAAUAGCAGGCAAAACUUCAGAAUUCGUCAACAAAGUACUGGAUAAAGUCAGAGCAGGACAAAAUAAUGGUGGAUUAAAUGACAUAUAAAUACUAAACACAAACAAAUUCAGAUGUGAGUAAAAAAACGAAAGGCUGUUCAAUGUACCUCCAAAGUUAUUUAGAGAAGAGAGUUUAUGUCUAUCAUAUAAAAGCUUUAUUGUCUAAGACAAUUUUAUUUUUGUAUGGUAUCGAAGUAGAUUUAGUCAUUAGAAGCUUUACAAGGCAACUAGGGGGAGUACUAAUGUACUCCUCGUCUAUAUGAUUACGCCAUGAUUUAGGUGUCAGUGUCAUUUAUAUUUUAUAAGUUAUCGUUAAGGCUAACUUACAUCAUUAUAGUAGUAAACACUGACAGCAUCUUAAUUGCAUUCAGUUAAUUUAAACGCUGAUAGGGCUUACUUAUAUGAUAAAAAAUUACACAAAUAAAUCACAUGUGUACCAUUUGUGAAAAAUAAUACAGUUAAGGAUCACACAGUGAUGUGCACUUGGGUAUAUAUUUAAAAGUGAAUCUAGUCAGGAAUUACCGAUAUGUAUGUAUAUUAUGAUGAAGAUGUGCUUUAUAAGUGAGAAAAAUCAAAUAACUUUUUUACAUUCCUUUAUUUAAUUUUACAUGUUUGCAAAUACAUAUGAAAAAAAAAACACUUAUACACUGUAUUAUUUUUCUUAAGCAUUUUUGCUGUGUGUCAACUAUUUAAAUAUGUAAUUAUAUUGAAUGGGAAAGUAGUGAUUUAUAUGUGUAUGACAUAAAUAAUCAUUAUAGUUUUAUACAAGUUUUCUCCAUAAAGAAGAUGGAUCAAAAUUGCCCCACGUCCUAUAACAAUGUGACGUAUCUCAAAAAAAAAAAAGAUAAAAAUGUGUAAAAAAUAUGGCAUACUCUCUAACUUAUUUUUUUACACCUUCAUACUAAAAAACUGCUUUAAAAAUUGUUCAGGCGCUGUUAUGAAAACAUCGUUAAUAAGAUUAUUUAUGGCAUAUUUUGUUUCAUUAUUUUUUUGUUUGAUAGGGUACACCUCACAGGUGGUUCCAUAAUCAUCAAAAAAUGAUAUUAUUAAAUGAUAUUUUUAAAGCAAUUUUUUCGUAUGAAGGUGUAAAAAAAAUAAGUUAGAGAGUAUGCCAUAUUUUUUUAAACAUUUUUGUCUUUUUUUUGAGAUACGUCCCAUUGUUAUAGGAUGUAGGGCAAUUUUGUAAGGAUUGUGAUCCGUCUUCUUUAGUACCUAGAUGUAUGAAAUAUUCUAUCAUUUAAAUACCUAGAUGGGUUUACGAAACCGUAUUUAAAAUCAUGUAAAUGUUUAUUAUAAUAAAUGUGUAAUAGUGUAAGUAAAUAUGACGGCACAAUAUACAUUCUUAAAUGUAUUUUAAAAAUAGAAAGGAUGGCUUAGCUAUUUUAUACUUUUUACUUAUUGACAUGUUAAUGAACUUUUAGUCGUUAUUAUAACAUAUCGGAAAAUUAUAUUCGCAAUAAGUUAUUACUGUCAUUUUUAAUGCCAAAAAUUAUUUGGCUGGCAAGGGUUUGUUUGUCUAAGUAAACAUUCACAAAAUUAACGUAAAUAAUGAAUGAAUAAAUUUCACAAUGAUAUGUGCCCCAUAUCACAAGAAUACACUAAGUUGGUUAAUCCACAGCCAUGUCAAUAACUCAAGGAAACACCUAAAUAAAUGUUUCUUGAAAAAGUCUUGAAUAUAGAAAUAUCAUUACAUUUUAGUGCACCAAUUAGUGUUAAGCAUGUAUGCAUUGAAUUCAUUGUAUAACUAAUUUUCAAUAUUUUUCUGUAAUCGUAAAAAAUAACUACAUAUUUUUAAUAUUUCUUAUUAAAAUGGAAAGGGUAUAUAAUACUUUAUAUUUACGUAUAGAUACGUGAUGUAGUACGAUGACUGAAUAUAACGUUGAUUUGCAAUCAGCUUGUAUCAUUUGACUCGAUUUUUGCAACAAUUCUGUUAUAAAAGCCAGUUAUUUAUUACGAACAAAACGACAAUUUUGUUAAUUUGUUUAAUGUAAGUACAGGAUUUUGUCCUAAUGUUCGGUCACACAACACGUAUUGCAAAAUCUAUCUUCAGUAAUCAAAUCUGCCGAUAGAAGGCUCGUUGAUAAUAUAGGCGUAAGACAACAUUUAAUCACUUGCCUCUAAUGGAGUUAAUCUUCUUAUAAACUUUAUAACUAAUUAGUAGAUUGGAAUAAUAUUUUUAUGUGACUGCUUUUUUAUAAAAUAUAAGUAAAUUAAAACUCCGUUUCCACUACCUACUUCAUGAAAACGUAAAAUACGUAUUAAAAGUCAGUCUUUCAAUUGGACGCAAUAUUUUUGAAGUAUUGUUGGUAAUAAUAUUAGAUUAUUUGAAUGAAAUUUUAUAAUUCAGAAUAAAUAACAAGUAGAUUCAAAAUUUAUGGCGUUUUCAAACUAACGAGAUUAUUCGCUGUUUUCUGUCGCGCUUAAUUCUAUUGCUGACACUCAAAUACGAGCGCGUAAGUGCGACAGAUUUUUGUACCGCGUGAAGGCUAAACUGAGUGUGCAUAUACUUGCGGCAAAAUCCGCUAUUGUGAAAACGCUCACAACAUAUAAUUUUGAAACUGAUUAAUUUACUAGUGGAAACGUGUGGUACGACACGAAUGAUCUGCAAAAUAACUAGAUUGUAUGUAGAAGAUAAAAUAUUUAUAAUACUUUGUACCCAUUUCAAGGAAGUUUUCACAUCAAAACGCACUGAAUGUAAGUAGAUAAGUUUAUCCAGGGACUAAAUGUAAAAAAAAAUGAGGUGAAAGGAAAACCAGUACCCAGCAAGCGUAAAUGGUGUGAAUGCUGCCAAUAUUUUAAAAUUAUAUAUUUCAUAUCAAGCAACAUUUUAAAAUUCAUCCAUUUAAGUCAAUUUAGAUAAAUAGAUUAGAUACUUAAGCAUAUUAUAUUCAAGAACCAGAUUUUGGUCGCCAUGUAACUUAGUUGUGUCUGGUUUUCAUAAAUACUACUGCCUUAUUUUCGAUAAAUCUGGAAUGAUUCAAAAUUUUAAGGAUAUUGUUUUUUGUGGAGUAUAAGGGCUUGUACACAAAACUGCUUUGCGACUCUUUUUUUUUAUUUGAUGUGUACGAGCACUCUGAAUAAUUUCAGAACAGCUGAUGAGCGUAAGAAAAGCAGUCUGUUUCGUAAAUUCUAAUUUAGUUUUUGUUCUUCACAUACUUAAUAUUGAUAGGUUACAUGGAGAACAAAAUGACUAGCGGAGAUAUCAUAACGCAGAAUCUCCUCAGAAAGUAGCGCGCCAAGGUGUUCGACGGAUGGGGUACGUUAAUAGCUUCGCCCUUACACGCCCUCUAUGGAACCCACCCAUUAUUUUCAUUAUAAAAUCACCAAUAAGUCAAGACCAAUCUUUGACAGAUCGGUUUUGAUUUUUCCAGGAGCUCGAACAUCUAGUAACUGAUCACGCCUACCGUACGUUGCUUGACCUACAAGAAGGCGCCUGACCUACUUUCCUUAUGGCGUCUCCGCUAUCUUUCCUUCUUUCGUGGUAGGUUACGAAACAUACGAAAGUUUCAUGAUAUUUUUAUAAAAUAAAUUUUUGGACAUAAAAAAUGCUAUAUAUUUAGGUAAUACAAUACAUACCAUUGUAAUAAAAAUACCUCAAUUUGGACGGCAUAAGCUUUUCUUAAAUGUCUUAAAGUUAAUAAUAUUAAGAAUUCGGGAGCUCCAAUCAUGUUGCUUGUAUAGUGUUGUAGUUUGAUAGAUUUAACUCUGAUUUAAAUAUUUAUGUAAUUGUAUAUUCAAGUUUAUAUUAUCGUUAUAUCGUUUGCUAUUUAAGGCUAAUUGUAAAUAUAUUUUUAAUUUCUGUUUAUUCUUAAAGGUCACUUAACGAUCGGAAAAAGUUAAUGUUAUUCUUUACACAGUCAUAAGUCUUUGAGAGCAUUCCUAUGCUUCCCGUUUCAGGACUACGAAUAGUAGAAUCGAUAAAGAAUUGCAUUUGCCUGGACAUAAAAAGAACAUUGCGAGAUUUUUUAUAGGGAAUUCGACAUCGAGGUAUCUCUGAAAAUUCAAAGGAAUCAGAAAUUUAAUCAAUGCUAUUCGUAGUCGCCGUUAAAGGAUUGGCCAAAGUAUUCUACAAGUUCACAAGGACCAAUAAUAUCAAAAACAAAUUCAAGUAAUGAGAGACGUAUUUGGUUGUUAUUGGUUCCAAGACCAGCUCAGAAUAAUAAUUUUUGCCUAUUGUCCUUUUAAAUUGUAUGUACCCUGUAAGUACAUAGUCCACACAUAAAAUAGUACUUUAUUUUCGUUACAUAACAAACCAAACUCAAACUGGUCUGCGAUCCAAUAGGCUGUGGUUAUUUGUAUAUUUUUUAUGUAAGUUUUCUUAUGUUAAUUUUUAUUAUUUUCUUUAUUACAUAUUUUUAAAUGUAUGUUAAUGUAUUAAUGUUGAAUAAAAUUUUACGAUAAUAA